Molecule: messenger RNA, 1972 nt
Organism: Marchantia polymorpha subsp. ruderalis
Lineage: Eukaryota; Viridiplantae; Streptophyta; Marchantiopsida; Marchantiales; Marchantiaceae
Source: the annotation of a GenBank genome assembly
GCGGUGUUUUUGUGGAAAAUAAGUAUGGAGCGCUUGUCGGCCACCGUAGAGCAGGAUGUAUCUAGCGCAGGAUAUCGUUGCAUUCAUGGAAACUGAACCGAAGUGUAUCUAUUUCAUUGAAAUUCGGAGAAGGGAUCUCAUCCGGCGUCGCUGUCUUGCAUCGCAUCUGCCUCGAGUCGGCUGAAAUCUUCCAAACUCACCACAAAUCUAUCUCCACAAUUCUCCAAAGACAUGCACUUUCCCUCGUAUUCCCUACACACGACUCAAAUCUUCACCGCCAAACAUAACCCUUGUCGACAUUCCUCAUAUUCAUCAUCCCGAUUCUAUCCAGUCCAAUUUCUCCUCUCACGCAGCACGAAAAAAUGCGCCCAGAAGGCCUGCACAGCCAGAUUUUUGCCCACCGCUUGCAAGAUCUGCACUCGAAACUCAUCGAAGUAACCAACUCGGGAUCGGGAUCGAUCAAUUAUCGAUAGACUGACUCACUCACAGACAGAGAGAGAGAGAGAGAGAGAGAGAGAGAGAGAGAGAGAGAGGCAGCAGAAGAGGCGGCACAUUCAACCAUGACGUCAAGACAGACACCGCCCAGGAAUUCUGCACAGCAAGAUCUUCGCCCACUGCUGAAAAGAUCUCCGUAGAAACUCAUCAUCGAAGGAACGAAUCGAUCGACCAUUCUGCAGACGACUGUGACCUCUGAACCGAGCGAUUCACAUUUUCGAAAGCAUGGCGUCGAGAGAGGGAUCGCCUGCUCGGUCGGCAUCACCCGCGAGGUCGGGAUCGCCUGCCCGAUCGGGGUCACCGCGGGCAGCAGGGUCGCCGACGGGGUCGGCGUCGGGGUCGCCGCACUACAUGCAGCACAUCCAGUCGAAGGCGACGUCGACGGUGCCGCCACCGAGGUCGCGGUCGCAGUCGCCGAGGUCGAGGUCGCCGCCGCGGUCGAAGUCGCCGAGCAAGCCCGAGGUGGUGAAGGCGGUGCGCCUGCCGCAGUUCGUGCGGCUGAAGUCGCAGGCGCUGUGCCGGUACCUGAUGGUGCACCCGGACCGGCGCGGCACGCCGGGCAAGCUCGUCUUCAGCGGCAAGCAGGACAAAACGAACCCGUUGUACAUGUUCGAGACGGUGCACGUGCCGGGCAUGGCGCAGGCGUGCAAGGUCAAAAGCAUGGCCACGGGCAAGUUCUGGAAGCGCGUGCCGCUGACCAAAGUGCCCGAGUGCAAGAGCGCCAUCGCCGACGGCGGCUUCUUCAGCGUCAUUCUGGCCAAGGGCGAGUCCGAGUUCGACGCCGACGUCUUCACCUACAAGAAGCAGACGCACGAGAUCGGCGGCCUCGAGUCCAAGCUCGUGUCGCUCUGGAGCCAGGACGACCAUAAGUUCGUCGCGCCCUUCUGCGUCAUCAAGGACGAGAAGACGGGCGAUGUGCGCUACUUCCUCGGCUGCAAGCCGGCCGAGGAGAAGUACAACAACACCUAUUACUUCCACGCCAUCUACCACCAGCACUGGCACGUCAAGCCCGACCCCGUCGUCAGCUUGGGCAAGUAUGGAUUCGGAUUCUGAUUUGGUUCGAACGGUUACCAUCUGAAAACUGGGAAUAUCGAUUCAUCGUGAUUUGGCUGCUGCGCAUCUUGCAAGCCUUGUUCCUCUCAGCGCACCAUGACGAUUCAGAUUCAGCUUCUUCUCCUGUGUAAUUUCUUCAUCAUUCCCGAGAGCCUCGACUCCGAGGAGAGGAGAAUGGACUUGUCUGAUUUUGUAAACUCCCUAACAAACUACCACACAUUCAUUCAAUUCGCUGAAAACACUUCUUGCUGCUUUUUUCACCGUCGAUUGCGAGCCUUGCUGUACUUGAGAAGAGUUGUUCAACAGUGAGAUGUUUCCAGCCUAUGGGAACCUGUGCAAGGAAGGGCUCAGAUACUUUGGCUCUGACUCAUCGACAGGUGAAAUCAGAUGGGAUUCACUGCCGGAAAGAGUUCACACCUUGAAU